Messenger RNA from Xyrichtys novacula (pearly razorfish), 41732 nucleotides. Lineage: Eukaryota; Metazoa; Chordata; Actinopteri; Labriformes; Labridae. The record is from the annotation of a GenBank genome assembly.
GCGUCGUUGCCGUGGAGACAGUAUCACCAAGACGCAAAGGGAGCCUCUCUGGUUAGAAUAACUGUUUCCAGCCUUGCUGUUGUUAACCUAGCUGUUCUCAUCGGCACGACAGUCAGAUAGACAACAGUUAACGAUAUUUUAAACGGUAAAUUGCGGUAAUUUGAUGUUUGGUGAACCUUUAGUGCCGAGGAGCAGCUGACGUUCAAACCAUGACGCACGCAAAUUAUGACGUUUAUGAGACAGUGAUGCGGGAGCUAAAAAACGUCGUCAUCUGCGAUACUGAUGAAACUAAAGAAAGGGAGGAAGAUUUUUCAUUUCAAGAAGCGACGGUAAGUUUAACUUAGGUUUGAGAGGAUUAUUACAGGUGUUUCAUUGAUGUAAGAUAGCUAACUUUAGCUAGUUUCAGCUGUUUUUAGCAUAUCAUCACCCUUUUAAAACAAUGGCCUAAGUCAUUUUAGGACGAAAAUGAGUUUUUGGCCUAAAUCAUCUCUUGAUAAUGCUGACCAUCUCUGGUAAAAUCCCCUAAAUCCUUAGUUGACAGGAUCAUGGCAUGAUCAGUUUUAACUCGCAUGCUGUUAAUGCAUUAAAAAUAUACUUCUCUCCUAAAGGAUAUCCAUAAAAGCCAUAUUUCAGUUCUCUUUUCACCACCAUGUUGUUGUGAUGCAAUGUAAAAUAACGCAGGGGAGAGUGGGACAAGUUGAGCCACUCCCUGUUUCUUGGAAAUGGUCCAAGAAAUUGACCGUGUGAUCAAAUAUUUAGGAAAUGGGCAUCAAUUCAUGGAGUCUGUGAAGGUUAGAAGCACAUGGGUGAAGGGGUUAGACAUUUAUUUACAACAAAGAAAAUUUUUCACUCUUGAAAGUGUAUUUAAUCUGUUAAAAGUUUUAUUAUAAUUGUGUUCAGAUCAAAAAAGAUCAUUUUAAAUUUGUUUUAUACAUCAAUUGUGGUAUCGAUGAGCUACAACAUGAGGUCAAAAACCUAGCAUAGAAGUCCACCAUUUUAGUUUAGAGGACUAAUAGAGUCAUCAUAGUAGUUCUAGGGUAACUGAGAAAGUAAAGGAGUCUGUAAAGGAGUAAAGGAGUACCCCGCUCCUAUGGUCAACUUACCACAUACAUGGGGUAAGUUGACCAUAGGAGACCACUUAUUUUUUGCAUGCUAUAUUAUCAAGACAGUUAUGUUUACACUCAUUCUGCUGGUUUGCAGGGCUGAACAACAUCUUGAAUAUAUGCAGAUACACUAGUUAGAGACAAAACUAUGAUUGCCUCGAUGUAGUGAUCCGAAAUAUGAAAAAUGGCUCAUCUUACCUUUACUCUCCCCUACUCUUUUCACCCUUAUGUUGUUGUGAUGAAAGGUAAAAUUGUAAUUUAUCUUUAUGACUACAGGAUGUAGAUGAAAUUCCAGCAUCUCUGCUCAGCUACUUCCAGAGCUCAAAAAGCCGAGCGGCAGUGUGUGAAAAGCUCAUCCUGGAGGAGCCUGAAGGUAAGCUGGUCUUUUAAACAACAUCUUCAUCAUGCAACAUUAAACCUGUUGAAGGACUUCUGCUCCAUGGGAUACAAGGACAGCAUUAAUAGCUCAUGAAUCGCCUUAUCUUACUCUGCACUUUUAUGAAUUACUAAGUUGAAGUCCACCUCAUGACGCUUUAUUUGAGUUGCUGAUCUAUGAUUAAGUUUCAUUCUUCUAAUAUCUUUGUGUUUACUCUCAGAUUUCUUUGCACCCCAUCAAACAGAGGACAUGACAGAGUUUCCUACUGAACUUGAUGAGGACAUGAAUAAACUGAAGAAGCGGGUAAACUUGUCUUUUCACAGCGUAUAGUCUGUUGUUUUUUCACUGCAUGGCUUAUUCAAAACACAACUGAUCCUCCAGUUAUGGCAAAUGACUCAGAAUCACUGUUAUCUUUGCUUGAAACAGGUGGUUUGUGACCUAGAAACUGAUGAGAGCAGCACUCCUACUGACAGCAGCUCUCCUCGUGCUCCUCAAGAGAUAGAGAAGCUUCUCACACACAAUGAAGGUACAGAACAUGUUGGAAAGAAGGCGGAGUAUGGUUGAGUUGUAAGUUUUUAACCACUAGUAAGUCUCCUUAUUAAGGUUUGUGAUGAUGAUGAAGCCUUUUCAGCCUAUUUUCAUGUUAACAGAUCCUUAAUCUGACUGCAGUUGUUUCGAGCAUUUGCGAACUCACUUGUGAAUAAAAAUCACAAAUUAUCAAUCAAGGUAGAAUUCAGUCUGGCCUUAAAUAAUCAAAGUGGAAAAAUACAGCAUAUCCGGCAAAAGAAAUGUUUAUAUUUAUGCUGGAGUUUGAGUUGUUUCCUUUUCUACCAAAGCUUGAUGAAAUCUCCAGAGUUGUAAAGCUUUUGUCCACAAGAGGUCACUGUAGUCUUGUUUUUUUGUUGCCCUGCCCUCAAGAUAAUCGAUGAAAAAAUGGAAGACAGUCUCAGGAUUAAAUUUUACAAGUGCAAAUUAAAUUAAAUGAUAUAUCUCCAUGCUUUAUUUCAGGUUAUUUGUGUCAACUGUAGUGUGAAAUUUGUGGUUACAGGGAAGACCAGAGAUGACAUGUUACAACAGAGACACAUUUUAAUGCCCAAAGGCACAGCUACUGCAGCUCUGCUGUGUUUUUCUGCUGCCUCUCUCCAGUCGUGAUUUUUUUGCUUGCUACAGGUGAAGCAGAAACAGACAAGUAUGAGGAGAGUGAGAAGCACUCAGCGUUUGGAGUGAGAACUCUUGAGAUCCCUCUUGAUGAGUAUGAGAGCCUGAGACUCAGUGAAUACGAGGCAGAGCGUGAGAAACGGCGUUGUGAGAAGGUGAAGGAGGAAGAACGCAGGAGACAAGUAGAAGGUGACUUCCAAAAGGAGCUGAAGAAGAUUGUAGAGGCAGAGAAGGUGAGUUACUCCAGACUCCCCCACGGUAACUCAGCAUGGUUACUUGCGGUAUAUUCCAGUGAACGAAAACAUGAAAUCCAGGAGCUCUCUCUUCAUGUCGACUCUUGUUCUGUGUUUGCAGAUCAAUCAGAGAGAUCUGGAGAUGAUGUGGAGGAGAGCUCAGGAAGAACUUGACCAGGAGUUGCUGCUCCAGCAGGUUGGUGUGAAUCCUCUUUGAGAGUUGAACAAAAACAUUCACUGACAUACGUCAUAUAGACUACAUAAAGGACGCUAUUCUAUUAAAAAGGCAGUGUACAGAUUAGGGAAUAUUUAGUGGUAUCUAGAGGUCAGAUUUUAGAUUAAAGCGCUCAACCGUCUUCAUGGUGAAACUCCAGGUGACGACAGUGAAAAUCCAAUCCUCCAUUUGUCAAGAUUUUACUUUUAAAAAUCAGCACAAAUUCUUUUGCACUCCACUCUCUUCUUUUUGUCUUUCAGCUGUUGCAUUUCUGUCACAGGCUUACUGACUCUCUGCUGCUGCAGAAACAUGGUGGUGCAGGACACUGGCCUUUGUGGAAAGGGAAUCCAGCAUCUUCCACCACCAUGCCUCUUGUUUGUGGAUAUAAAAGACUCAUAUAGAACAAACAAAAAAUAUCUUAUUUCCAGAUGAUUAAACACCAAUUUAAAGAUGCUUAAAGCUCCUGUGGGACAUUUUUAAUUUGCUCUGCCUCUUUAUGACCAACAAAAGCAAAAAUGAUCAUAACUAAAGAGACUGAGAAGAUUCACAAGGGGGUAGGUGUCAGAAGUGGAAACCUUAAACAAAGUAAAGAAAAACUUUUUUUUUUUGUUUUCUUUAGAGAAACUUUUCAUAAUGGAUGACUGUCCUAAAAGGCAGGAUGUCAGGUUUUUUUCCCCAGAAAAAAACCUCCCCUGUCCCGGAGCGAAUCAACCAAGAUGUUUAUUUAUUUUUAUGUGAAAUUAUUGCGCUUUUUUUCUGUUUAGGAGGUGAUCAGCAACAAGCAGAAACGAGUGGAAGAGGAGAGAAAAAGAGUGGAGGAGGAGCAGAGAAGACUGAGGGAUGAGGAGGAGCAGAGGAGAAAAAAAGAGGAAGAGGAGCAAAGGAGACUGAGGGAUGAGGAGGAGCUGAGAAGACUGAGGGAUGAAGAGGAGCAGAGAAAACUAAGGGAAGAAGAGGAGCAAAGGAGAAAAAAAGAAGAAGAGGAGCAGAGAAAACUAAGGGAGGAGGAGGAGCAAAGGAAACUACGGGAUGAAGAGGAGAAAAGGAGACUGAGAGAUCAAGAGGAGCAAAGAAGACUGAGGGAUGAGGAGGAGCUGAGGAAACUAAGGGAUGAAGAGGAGCAGAGGAGAAAAAAAGAAGAAGAGGAGAAAAGGAGACUGAGAGAUGAAGAGGAGCAGAAGAGAAAAAGAGAUGAAGAGGAGCAGAGAAGAAAAAGAGAUGAAGAGGAGCAGAGGAGAAAAAGAGAUGAAGAGGAGCAGAGGAGAAAAAGAGAUGAAGAGGAGCAGAAGAGAAAAAGAGAUGAAGAGGAGCAGAAGAGAAAAAGAGAUGAAGAGGAGCAGAGGAAAAAAAGAGAUGAAGAGGAGCAGAAGAGAAAAAGAGAUGAAGAGGAGCAGAGGGGACGUAGGGUUGAAGAGGACAAGAGGGAAAGGGAAGCGGAGAGAGAGAAGAUAGAAGCAGAGACGGGAAAGGAAGAGGAGGAUAGAAUGAAGGAGAAAGAAGAGACCAAAAUGAAGGAGGUAAAACUUGUAAAGGAGGAGGAGUGGAAAAAAGCUGAAGAGGAGAGAAGGAGAAAGGAGAGGGAGAAAACGAGAGAAGAAGAGAGAGUGUUUAAUUUGGAAAAGGAAAAACUUAGAAAAAUGAUGGAUGUGAAAGAAGAGAGGAACAAAAAAGAGGAGGAGGAGGAGGAGAAAGAGUGGAAGAGGAAUGAAGAGAGGAAAAAGAUAGAAGAGGCCAGAAAGGUGGAGAGAGAGAAAAGAGAAAAGGAGCAAGAAAAAGUUCAGGAAGAGGAAGAGAGAAACAAAAAGGAGGAGGAAAAUUUAAGGUUAAAGGAGGAAAGGAUAAAAACAGAAGAGUAUCAUAAAGAUCAAACAAAGAUUAGCAGCUCUGUCUGGAUUUCACCAAGACCUGCUCCAUCACACAUCAAGUCUGCAGUAAACCUCAUCAGUACUGAAACAACACCACAACAUAACACCACCCAGAGCUCCACCUGUGAAACCGUGGGGUGUGAAAAUCCAGCAGAAAGUCCCUCCUCUGGGUCUGAUUUUGUGUUCCUGCCAGAGCACACAGAGCUGAAGAGGCUGACCUGGAUGAAGGAGUGCAUCCCCUGGACCAAACUCUCGCUCCAGAACAGAAGGAAGCAGAGAGCAUCCUUUUCUGGUGGCAGAGGGACGAGGAGGACCAGCAGUCUGCCCCCUCUCUGCCCAGACCUUCUGCUUCGAUCUACAAGCUGGAAAUCCCUGAAAGAGGUAACUUCAGUGUCAUCAUGCAACAGUUAUUCACAAGCACAAGUGAAUAGAAACCAAGGUUGUUGCACUCUUAGUAUGCUCAGACCUGCCUCUAAUACAAACCUGGUUCAUAAAAAGGCCUGGAACCCUCUACAGUAACAGCAAAAAAAAAAUGCCUGCUCUAUAUUAGAGGAUUUACGGUAAUUCCAAACGUCAUUUCUGCCCCUCAAACCUGAAGCGUUUUCCUCUUUCACUCAGGUGACCACAGUGACCCUGGAGGACCUGCCCAGCUGCAGCUUGUCCACUCUGUCUCAGUGUACCCAGCUUCAGUGUCUCACCCUCAGACGCUGCGGCCUUAAAUCUCUGGAGGGCAUCAAACAGUUACCACAUCUUUGCUACAUCGAUGUACAGGUGAGUUUCACACCAGUGCACAAUGAGUUUAUCUGCUUGAUCUCAUUUUCUUUCAACUUUUAAUAAAAGAAUUAAUAUGUUUGGAUGAUAAGACUGUCCUUUAAGUUUUAAAUUUUUUUUUCUUUUGCAGGAAAACGAAAUCUCAUCAAUAGACUGUGAAAAUAUGGCAAACUUACGAGUUCUUAAUCUGUGCCACAACAAACUAACAUCCAUCCACGGUUUAACCGGUGCUGAAAAUUUGGAUGUACUAGAGCUCACAGACAACUCCAUCACCCGCAUCGGUGAGUGCUGGAAACUUUUUUAAAAUCUGUGAAUACUUUGUGUCUGUGCGAAACAACAAAUUGUGAUCGGGCCACAUCUCAAGUUUCAACAUGAUUUGAUUUUUUACUUAGACUGUGUGCAGAGUGCCUACUAAUGUAUAUUUUCUACCUGUGAAACUCAGUAAUGAACUCCUGCUUUGUCCACUAGUAUCCACUAGAGGGCAGCACCCCUCUUCUUUUCAGCUGUGAGCUCUAUUCGUUUAAAUGCACUAAACUUUGAAGGUGAUUUAUGGACUGGAAUCAGCCCUCAGGCUAAAGCCAUAAAAAGAUAUUAGUGAGGCGAGAGGUUAAACUCAUUGACAUGUAUGUUAAGUUGUUGGAACAGUUUGUGUGACCCACCCCCCCAAUCCUGAAAAAAACUGAAGUUUCUCAUUUCAAAUUCAGAUCUAAACUCUUUAUUUUUGACAUGCUUUAUUUUCUUUAUGUAUUAUUCGUAGCUGGUCUGGAGUCGAUGAAGAGACUGCAGAGGUUGUCUCUGGAUCACAACCAGCUGAUCAGCACCAAGGGACUGAAGGACGUGUUCACUCUGCUCCACCUGAACUGCUCAUACAACCACCUGGUCAAGGUGGAGGGUGUGGAGAACAGCGCUCUGCUCAACACUCUGGACCUGAGAGCCAACAGCCUGACUGAGGUAAAACAGAUGAUGACUAAAAGUGCUACGUCUGCAUGAGACCUUUACAGCUCUAGUCUGGACUGUACAACUACAACCUGAACCUGAGACUGAGACCUCAGCUCGUCACACAAAAUAUUAAACAUGACUUAUUUUCAUGGAUAUCACUGAUAAACACAGGAUAUAACACAAGCACGAGAAAGAGGUUCAGGAAUAUGUGCUAAACAAUAAUAAUGGAGUAGUAUUAAGUGUAAGAGGGUAAACUCAUAGGAGUAAUAGGAUAGAGGAAUAAACUGAUAUUUCAGAGAUGCAAAUAAAAAUGAGGAAUCUGGGAGUUCAGCAGAGACACACAAAUAUCGACCCAAUUACAGUCUGUAAGACAAGAAAUUGAUCACAUUUAUGAAGAAGGAAACAAGGAGAGUGAAGGUUUGAUCUUUACUCUUAAAAACUAAGGCUAACACUCUUGAUUUAUCUUGAUGAAUUUAAGUGAUUUAUUUGUUUCAAUGUUGACAAACCCUGUUGGAAAUAUGGAAAAAAAACAUAUUUUUUUUAGAUAAAGGGAAAAACAAAAAUGUUUCACAACAUAUUUAUUUUUUAUAAUAUCUUCGGUAAGAUGCAGAAACAAAUGUGUUGCAUGUCAUUUCUUUUUUCUCACACGAUCACAAACCCAACAUUUCUGUUUUUUUUGUUAUGAGUGUUUAGCAAUAGAAUAAAUCUGAUAAAAACGUACAGAUCAAUGUGAGCUACUUCAUGAAAUUGAACAUCUUAAAUCAUCACCUUGGACGCCUUCACACCUAACAGAUCAUACGUUAUAGAAACAGACUCUUUUUGUCAACACAGUGUGUAAAAAACAAACCUCAGUGUGACAGUAAUUUAACUUUUAAAUAGAUGGAACAAAUAAAGCAACACUACAUCUCACAUUUUCUGUUAGUUAAAAGAAGAUUACACAUUUUGACCAGUAUAUUUUCAGGUGUAACACACGCUCUUGCACAGCCAUAAAUUACACUAAAACACAGUUUUAUUCGAGGUUCGUGUAAAUUUGCAGGUCAAACAAACUUUUACUUGAACCUGCAAGUCUUAGAAACAUUGAAUUAAAUGCAUGAGAUGCAUUCUUGCAUGAUUUGAAAUGGAGGAGAGUACAAGAAAGUGUCCAUGAACAAAAGAAGAGGCAAUUGAACUCAUAUAAAUUUUAAUUAGAUUAAUUAAUUCCUGUUUUAAAUGACUUUUCAUUCACAGCAGUCAAUGUGUCUUUCAUGAGAAUUCUGUCGUUGUUGGAAAUUAUUAUGAACUACCGAAAAUCUUCUUUUCUGUUUUGAUUCCUGACAAGGUUAAAUUAUUAAGUAUUCAUGCACGAAAAGGGUUAAAUACGAACAAAAACAAUUAGUUCAGUAGUAGCAGCGGAGUACAACUUGCGUCUGACACUGACGACUCCAAACACAGCAGGACUUAAACAGCUGACAGUGAUGGAUGAGGUCAGUUUGGUGAUACUGGACCAGCAGCAGAGUGAAGUUAGUCUAACCCCACAUUGUGACCAGUUUCACUUGUUAUCUUUACCCUGUCCGUCCAUCAGCCCCCCAGUCUGAACAACCAGGUCCUCCUCAGAGAGCUGCACCUCGAUGACAACAGCAUCUGCUCCCUGCAGAGUCUCGCUGACUGCUGGCUUCCCCUCUUGCAGCAUCUCUCUGUGGCCCAGAACAGGUACGGAUCCUUCAAUCAGAGUAACAGCCCCGAUUUAAGAUGUGGACCAGCUGAAAAUGAGUCUCUGUGUUUGCAGGAUUACUCAGCUGCCCUCCAUGUCUGACGCCGUGUCCCUCGCAAACAUUGAUCUUCGAUUCAACUGCUUGUCAGGUACCAGAUUGUCCUGAUUUUACAAGCUGUGAAAUCAAUUUUUUUCUCAUUAUAAAAGCACAUGAACUGCUCUUGUGGCAGUAAAAGUAUGAUCUUUACAGCUUAGAUAACGGGACACUCUCACCUCGUCAAUUUAGCCAAUUUUCUCUCAUUUAAACUAAAAGCUCACAGACUUUCUCGCUAUCCCUGAGUCUCUCUGCUUUGCUCCUCUAAGUCACAGAUUUGGUUUAAUAAAAAAGGUACAACAGCAAUAAAAGUACAUGCAGAAACAUGUCUGAUUUUAUCUUUUCUACAUGAACCCUCUAAGUGCAUGUUGGCUCAAUGGCAGCUGUCCAACUACAGCAAAUGACACCGCAGAAAAAAAGAUGAAUUAAGGGACUUGGAGCGUGUUUCUGUUUAUUUCCUACAGUUAAUUUGUAAAAUGAGGAAUAGACUUAAAAAAAGAAACAAACGUUGACAAGGUUGAGUUUUUCUUCUUCAGAGCUCCAGAGUGUGAGUGAAAGUUUGAAGAAGUGUCAGUUCCUUCAUGAGCUCCACCUCACAGGGAAUCCUCUUCAGCAGGAGAGCGGAUGGAGGUAAGGUAUCAGUUUUCUCUGCUUGUACAACUGCAAUUCAAAGAUGUGUGCGGCUUCAAAACUUGUAUAUAUAGUUCAGAAUUAGCGGUGCAUUCUCAGGUGUGUAAGCCACCCUCGCCGUCCUCUUACCUUCACGUAUGUUGUCACUGAAUUAUAAGCUGAUAACAAGAAAACCAGAGGACGAGUGUCACGUUUUAGAUCACAGGGUGGGUAUCUACACCUCUGUAUCAUGAUUCUCUCUUUGCACGGUGCAGGUUUAACCCUGCAUGAUUAUUGCAGGUCAUUAUUGGAGGUCAUUUUUAGCCCAUGCAGUGAUUUUCACCACAGAGUCAUUGCUGCCUGAGGGCCUGAGGAUCAUGGCGGUCCAGUCUUGGUUUUUAGCUUUCUCUGUUUUUUUGUUUUUCCUCAGAUUUUUGAUCUUUCACUUUUAUUUAUCAUUUAUUAUGAGAAUGGAACAAAUCUUUUGCAAUUUCAUGCUAAAAAAAGUUAAAAUUAUUAAACAUAUCUGAAAUUGUCCCUCCUGAGUGAUCCAGUCCCUCUUGAAUAUCCUAUUUUUACCAGCCAUGAUGUAUAUUAACCUGCUGCAGAUCAGCUUUAUCAAUGCAAGUUGUUUCAUUUAGUGUUAUUAAGUAUUUUUUGUGUUUCUUCCCUAAAUUUUUGUUGCAGAGAUUAUUUUUGAAAAGAGCAAAUAUUUUUUAAAAAUGCCAUCUCCAACAUUUGAUGUGUUUUCUUUUCACUAUUUUCAAGUAUAUUUAAGUUUAAAAUAAUCCAUAACUCAUGAAAAUCUGUUUUUAUCAGCAUUUCCCACAGUGCCCCUCCUUUCUUGGGAUUGUAGUUGUAAAUUGGUUUGAGUUGCUGUAAGUUUAUCGAGUGCUUUCCUUCGACUUCAGCACUCGCUCCUCUGCUUUACCGAACUUCCAUCAAGAUAGCGUAAUCAGAAAUUUCCGUUGUUCUUGCUGGAAAUUCUUUGGACAAAAGUUAAAGUUUCAGCUUCCUUCGCUGUGAAAUAUCAGUCCCUCGGUGUGACGGAUGUUCAAAGGAGCAUACCAGAGAAAAGCCUCCGCUUCUCUAUCACAAACUCGGUCUGUUGGCUGAGGCAGUCUAAACAUUCCUGCAGAACUCAGGGCCUUCCUGUCCACUUCCCAGGAUUAGCACUGUGAUCCGCGUCCGCUAUUAGAUUACCGCGACGUGCCACCGACACCCGUGUGUACGCACUUUGCACUAAGUGCUCGUAAUUCCCCCAAAUAUUGGUGCAACAGAGAAAUCAAUUAUCCUUUCAGCUCAAUUUGCUCUUUCACUUAUCGUGCUCGGAUUUUUGACCGAUGUUAGAACAGUUGAAGUGAGUUUAUAUGAAAAAUAUGCAAUGACCACUUACAAUUUUCAUGCCUCUGUUGGCCUGUCAUGAGCAAUGAUGUCAGCUGUUACCCGUUUGCUAAAUUAUUUGGCUCCUCAGGGCGACGCACACCCACUAAGUCAUGGCAAAACAUGAAAAACUAUACCUCGCUCGCCCAUCCAAAAAUUCAGUACGAGUUGAGCUUGAAUCAAAGCUUUUAUGAGUUGUUUAGAUAACCCCGUCUUUUCUUUUGUGUGGGAGGGUUUCUUUUUUCAAAUUUUGGACACUUUGCAAAGGUUUCUACCAUCAAAAUAUUCACUCAGAAGAGCUGAACGCCAUGUAGAGGCACGGAGCAGUUUUGUUUUAUGUGCUGCAGGCUGUUUGGUUCAACAACAGCUGCAGUUUUGUCCAAUUUUUUUGAGUAGUUUCUCUCUUUAUUGGGUAAUUCUCAGCCCUUAAAAACAUGGCUUACUCAUAUCCCCGUCUCAAGCCUUAGCUGAAACAUUACCUUUAUAUUUCACUGAACUUUACUUAACCUCCUAGUGCCAACAGUGGAAUUAACCCUCUGUGUUUCCACCCUCAUGCCCCAGCCCUUUCAUCCUGAGCCAGUGAUAACACCGGCUAAAUUAAAGCACCAAAAGGCAAGCGCUAAGAAUUAAACUCCCCGUAGGCAGCCCCCUGAUCCAAAGAGCGAAAACUCCAGCCCUGAUUAAUCAGAGCCACUUUAAGAGCAUGUGUUUUGGAGGAAGUCUUCACUAAAUGAAAUACGGACUUGUGUUCGUUCGGGCCGGAGGAGGAGGAUAGAGGAAUGUGGGGCCAGAAGUGUGUUUCCCUCAGAAAGGAGGAGAGACAUUUAUAUCAAUUUAGGAAAGGUUCAGGUUCAAGUCCAAGUGUAGUCAGCGUAGUAAUGGUUGCAGGGAGAGACAGAGAUUAAUCGCACCUAAGCUGUGGUUCUCUCUCUGAGAAAUUAUAAUUCAGAUAUAUAGAGAAAGUUCACCAAUCUUUAGCUCAUGGAAAAAUGGUUGAUGCUUAAAAAACUGAAUAAAAUCUGUUAAAAUCAACGCGGUGGUUGUGACAACAAAACCGGCAAAACUUAGCGUCUCCAGUCCUUUAAUGAAAUUCAUCAACUGCGAACAUCCACGACUGAUGGCAUCUAAUUAUUAAGCACAUGCAGCCCAGUGCUCUUUCCCCCAGUGUGUCAAAGUGGCGUCUAAUCCUCAAUUGAAUUACGCUCCCCACCUCAAUGAGCUCAUGUAACGAUGGAAAAGUCCUAUUUGGGUUUGGAGCUUCAUUUGAAGGCAGCCAGUCAGCCAGACAACGCGCCCGAAGGGUUGGAAUCUAAUCCCGAUCCGUGUCGAAGAGACCAAGUGGGCCACAUCAAAAACCCUCUGAGAAUUCACAGACCCCUGUCCUUUGCGGUCAUGUCUUUGUCUCAGGGUAGCAGGAUGGUCUGGAGAGCUCUGCAUGGCGUAGGAAUGCUGUACCAACAGUUUGCACGGGUUUCAGGCCCCUGCAAGGGUCAAAAAAGAGGUCAUAAUCUGUACCUGAAUUAGGGCUGAACGAUUGAUCGAUUUUAAAUCAUAAUAGGAUUAUAUCACGAUGUUAAAAAUCUGUUGUUUCGUGCCUCCAGGCCACCGUAGGCGCCAACUUCCUGCAAGAGCACUCCCCAGUCCCCGCACACACCAGUGUAAACAAAUGUAGCGUUUGCAAAAGACGGCGAAAAUUUUGUGGCUAAACAGGGCAAAAGCAAACCACUCCUCGCUGCAAAGUCUGUCUGAUGGCGGUGUCAAUCCGUUCACACGUCCCUGAAACAAAUUGAGGAGUAAAUGCAAAAGUUUUUUGUCAUAUUGGCGUUUCGGUGACUGUAAACAAUGCUUUUUGAAAACGGGUCAGAGUUUACAUAAACCCGUAAACAGCCACCAUUUCAUCUUGGUGUGGAUGCCUAUCUGCAUCUCUCGGAACAAUUAUGUGACACACAACGUAACUCUUUUAUGGCGCCUGCGUGUGUCCGGCUAAAACAACCUCUAAACGCAUGCUCUGUACUCUUCUUCUGUCUUUUGUACAUUUCCUGUGCAGUGUUACAGCGCCACCUACUGGCUUGGCAUAUGCACAUCAUCGUUUCCAGCGGUUUUGUUUUGAGAGAUGAUAGAAAAACUUUAAAAGCGAAGUUGUCACUGAAUAAAAAAUCGAAAUCAAUAUACAAAAUCGAGUUUUCAGGAAAAAAAAAUCAAGAUUUUAUUUUUUGCCAAAAUGAUGCAGCCCUAACCUGAAUUGACCAGAUGAUGCUUUUGUUUCUCUGGAUUUAAGACUUAAGAGAAAAAGUAUGUAAAACCAGUUUGUUACGAGCUGGCGAAAUCCCCUUUAACACGUUUUAUCCCCCUUUGGUGACUCAGCAGACAACAUUUAAGAGCCCGUGGUGCUCUGAGAGUCAAUUUAGAAAAGAAACACAGUGUUUUAAAUAUAAUGUUUUAAAUAUAUAACUUCAUCGCCUGAAGGCUUGUAUUUUUACGGGUUUUAUUGUUGCCGUUCCCCAGUGUCCUAUUGAGUUUCCAGCUCCACAUUUUCCCACUGAAGACAGACCACAUUUGGCCUCUGCUGGUGGACGCUCUGAGUCUGUUUCUCUGGCAGAUUCCUCUGCUUGGACAUCCUUAGCCUCGGGCAGUUACCUCUCCCCCAGACUCACAGUCAUGUAGAAAUCUCAUUCUGCAUGAAGCUGAUUCACCAUUUGUAGAGUUUUGAGUGGCUUUGUAACUAUUCUUGUGAAAAAACAUAUAAAGUUAAUGAUAAACUACCUCCAUAUGUAUUCUGACUAUUUUAUUUCCUACGUCUGAGAGAGCAUUUCCAUUGGGGGCGUGCGAUCUGAUGAUCUUAGAUCGUGAAGGAUUAAAAAGUCUUGAUCUGCUAAAGCACGAAGAUUGUAGAACCGUCUGUAGUGCGCAUUGUAUCCAUAACGUGUGUCUAAAUAAUUUUCUUGCCCUCUCAAAUCAAAAUUUCAGAAGUUAAGAGAGCACAUUUAAAUUUACCCACAGAAUUAAUGUGUUACACGUCAAUAAAAGUAACUGCAGUAGUGGAAAAAUCCGCCAAAAAAAAAAAGACAAGAUACAGAAUCCACUCUGCUGCCCAGGGAAAGAGGAUUUUUAUUAUUUUAAUUUGAUUUUUAUUAUUUAAAGACUAUAAAACUACCUGACAUUUUUGUAAAUGUUGACUUUUGUGUGUGAAGUUUUAUUUUAGGUUCAAAUUUAUUUGAGAAUGAGACCAUCCAGUCAGACCCGUCACCCCCCCCCCCCCAAAAAAAAAAAAAAAAAAAAAAAAGAAUUGUAAUAUGACAUCUUUUCGAUAUCGCCCACCCCUAAUUCCCAUCGAAUUCUCAUAAAUAGAUCAAUAUUGUCAGUCCAGAACCUUAAACUGACUUGUUCCUGUUGCUUUAACAACAUCCUGCAUUUCUCACUCGAUCCAGAAGACAGUUUACACUCAGGUUUAUCAUGAAAAGUUCAUUUAUUCCUGUAAACUUACUUUAAACUGUGGCGUUAAUGGCUGCUGAUCCGUGAUCUGAGUUUCUCUCCAUUUCAGGUCCUCUCUACAGAAAGCGUUACCUGGUCUGAGAGCCAUUGAUGACCAGCAGACAGACUCCUUUUCGUCGCCCCCUGCUGUUUCAGUUCAACAGGUCAGCUCGACCUCAGGCAGCUUCCUCACCUUCUGUCAGGCCCAGCUUCAGCAGACUCAGGAUUUGGAGCAGGAGCACAGUGAGGAGCUCAGGUAAGACAAAUGACUGACUGCUUAUGUAGAUGUGCUGUUGGUGUGCGACAGCUGAAAACUUAAAAUGUACCUUUUCUAGAGCUGUAAACCAUCAAGAGGGAAAAAGUACCAUCAAGGUUUCCAGAUAGAGUUGUUUUCAUCAUGAUAGUUUGCUCUGAUGCUGACAGCAGAGAUCAACUAUUUGUACUGCCAAUUUUCCGCUCGGUUAGAAAACACACUUACAUCAUUUGUGUCGGUAACAUUAGAGGCUGGAUUUCUCAAGCACUUUGGAAGCAGCUAAUGGGAAGGAAAGAGGGGAUUUGUUCUUUAGGAUUUAUUUUCUGGAUGUCUUUAGAGGAAAAAAAACUGACAUAUUUCAGAUGUCAUUUAUUCUCUACAUUUUUUAUCUUCUUCAGUGUUUGUCCACCGUUUAAACUCCAUAUUUAACUCAAACUACUGCAAAUACGGCUUAUCCAGUUUUGACACUGAAAACAUAUUGGUUUAUUGGAAUGAUAUGCUCAUUUUUAAUCUGAAAAACACCGGAAAAGAAAAAAGUUACAAUAAAGUAUAGAUAAUAUUUCAAUAUAUGAUAGAUUUUUAAUAUAAAGUGCCACUUAUUUUUGUCUUUUAAUUCAUCUUUUGUCCCUCAUCCUCGAAAAGUUCCUUUAUCUCACUUAAAACUCCUCCCAACUCUCUGUUAAAAAAAAUUAAAGUUUAACACCAAAGAAAAGAAACACUCCUCCACUUAUCAGACUUGUUUGCAAACGGUUUGUAAAAAAAUGCAUUACAGUGAGACCCAGUCUCUUAGAAGUGAAGAUGGGAUGAGGUUAACCACUGUGUAAGUCGCUGCUUUAGGAAAUCUGUUCAUCAGUUUCUAAUGAAUGUUCCUCGGUAUAAAAUUGCAAAGAAUUUGAAGAUUUAUCUAAAGAUUUUGGAGAAACCUCUGUAAAAAAAAGGGGCAAGGAUGAAAUCAGGACUGAGUGGCUGUGAUCUUUGGGCCCUCAGGAGGCGCUAUAUUGACAAUUAAGUGGAAAUCUUUAAAAAUUAUUGUUAGUAUAUAGUUAGUCGCUGCAUCUGCAAAGAGAAAACCAGAUACAAACAUGAUCCAGAGAGGCCGGCGACUUCUCUGGUUCUGAACCGAGUUGAGGUGGAACACCGUCCUGUGGUCUGUUUAAUCAAAAUAAAACAUUUCUUCUCGUCCCACCUUCUUUUGAACCAAAAUAAUCCAAAUACUCUCUUUUGUAAAGGGGGAAGAACUUUUCAAGUCAGCCAAACAUUUUUCUCAACAAUCACAGUUUGGUUAAAACUUCUGAUAACAAAAAAGUGAUGAAAAAGUGCUGACAUGCACAUGAGUUAGGGGCCCAUAAAGGAUAAUUACACACUUUAAAGGAAAGGAAUAAAACAGAUAACUUGGCCUAAAUAGAGGACACUGAAAAAGGUUGUAAACUUCGAUAUAAGAGGUUUCUUCACACCUUUUAUCUUCUGCCUGUGAAGGAGACAGACCCACGGUCAGGAAUGUUAGCUAUCCUCUUGUUAUGUCUGAUACAUAGGGUGAGGUGAGCCUAAAGACAACGUCCACCUAUUUUCACUACUCCUUCGAUGUCACCGGCCUCAGCGCACUACACUGACACUCCUGUGCACGUCGGACCACCAACACUUAAAACGGUGGUCAACUUUCUGCUUAUCUUCAUGACCCCUCCAAAUUACACAGCACAAAGGAUGAAACGUGGCCUGGGCUACCCGUGCGGGUCACUCUGAGGACUCCUAUGGCUUUGGGGUAGCCUGGCGCUCCCUUUGCCUCACCCCUCGCUGAGAGCCCUCCAUCCCCCCUUGGCCUCUGGACAAUGAGCUAUUCUGGCGGCUUUGCGAGGGGCCGACACAGCCGUUUAACCCCUGGCCCGACCUCGUGUCUGACUGGGGUUUAGAGGAGGUGAGAAGAGUGCCACACGUCAGUCUAAUGCUGACUGUAAGGUGGGGAACUGUGGGCUUUUUCAGUAUCUGUCUCGAACUAAACGCCUCAAUUUUAUAUGACGCAUAUAUUUUCUUUAAUUAACUCAACUUGAUAACUGAGGAGUCCUUCUCAUUUGACAAACUUUCUCGCAGCUUCAACCGUGGAAAACAUUUUUCGUCUUGCUCACUCCUGCGUUCUUGUAUCAGUGGUUUACACACUGAUAGUGACCCUGCAGUGAACCAGCAGGUACCAGGGACUCGGGUCAGAAAGGUCACAAUCCUUUCGGACCUCCCGACUCCUCUCCCCGUCGUCCCGCUGAGACUGAAGAGCUGGGUCUUUGUAGAGAAGAGGCUGCACUACCCAAGGCUAGUCGCCCUCCAGACUGACAGGGUACUGAAGAGUCUCUGCCCCCCCAGGGGAGUGGAGCAUUGCUAAUAGAUCCAUUAAGUUUCUAUUGAGGUGUCUUUGUAGUCAGUUUAUCCCCUCAAUGAAAGAGACAUUAUGUGGUUUUUAAGGCACACACACGCUAACACAUUCGGCUCUUCUUUAUCACCUCAGAUGAACCGGUAGAACCCAUUAAUCUGGUAUUACACGCCUCCACCUCUGUUGCAGUGGAGUGGAUUGAAUUUCUCCAUUAAAUAUCAAGAAACCUAAUUACUCUUCACCUCAUGUGAUCGUUGUUAGAGUUGCAGCUGCUUCCACUUUGUUUGUUUGAAUCCUUUUAUUGCAUAACACUACUAAUUCACUAAGAAUAAUGAGAUUUGUCUUGGUGUGGUUUCUCGAUUAUCACUCAGAUUUUCUUUGAAUAUCUAAAAAGUUGAAUUCUGUGAUUUUUUGCUUUUUGAAUUAUAGGUUUUCUGACUUAAUCUUGUCUGGGCAGAAUCAGGUGGUGACUGGUCCAUUUUUAAAGUUAAAAUGACCCACGGUUCUGUGGUGAUUGACUUGUGUUUGUAAAAGUGUUAUUAUUAGUCAGAAAACCAUGGAAGUCAAUUAGAUUAGAGUUUGCCCAUCAGGUCUGCAUGUGUCUUGUAGACCUAGAGUCUCCUCGGGGUCUUGUGGAAGGUACUACAAGUCAUCUGAUCCCUGUAUGAUAGGGUGACCAUAUAUUCUCUUUUACCCAGCCAUGUCCUCUUUUUUUGGGGGCUGUCAAGCCUGUCUGGGGGAGUUUAUAAAGUCCUUCAAAUGUCCGGGUUGUUGUAUGAAAGUUUUGAGUUUGUGUAGCCUGGACUAGCUAAGUUAGAAGCGCAUAAAAAACACUCAACCCGACCCCAAAAAAAACCCUAUAAGUUUUGCGCGUGACUCCGCCCCGCAGUAGAGUCCUAUUAUGGGGGAUUCAGAAUAUGGUCACCCUACUGUAUGACCAAAGUGACAGGUAUGUACGCACACUUGGCACAAAGUCAGACAAGUGUUGGUAUCUGCUGACCUUCCCAAGGGUUGCCUGUUGUCACUGAUCCCAUUUGUGAUUCCCAUGGACCGGAUCCUCUGGGAGGAGGAGGGUCUGCAGUUUGGGAGCCUCAGAAUUCCACCUCUACUUUUUGCAGAUGAUGUGGUUCGGUUGACCUCUAGCAAUCAUUUGGGUCAGUUUGUGACUGGGUGCAAAGUAGUGGGGAUGAGAUUCAGCAUCUCCAAAUCCAAGGUGGACUUCUCUCUCUGGAUGGGGAGGGGAGUCUUUGCUCCGAGUGAGGGAGCUCAGAUAUCUUGGGGUCUUAUUCUCUAGUGAGGGCAAAAAGGAUUAAAAGGAUUAAAAACAAAAGUGGUCCAAGGAUGGAACCCUGAGGUACCCCAUGUUUUGUUUUCUUUCUAGCUAUCAAGUUCUCUAUCCAAUUCAUGACGUGUUUCUUUGUGUGUAUGUUCACAGUAAGGCCUCAUCCCCCCUGGAUGCAGCAAAGAUCUCCUGCAGACACUUCACUGAGACCCUUCAGUUGGCCGUGGAGCAGAGAUUCGCCCAUGAAUACGGGGACACCUCUGUGGGUGACAAACACAAGGCUGCAGCACCAACAACUGACCAGGGAACUCUCACCGUGGACCAGACCAAAUCUGAGGAACAUCCUCAGAGCAUGAAAACAGAGAUUACUGGGAAUGUUUCACCAGUUCUCCCAAACAGUGACAAUAUCAGCAGCCGCUUGGCUUCACAGAUUGCAGAAGGAGACAGUGGGCACAAGACAGUUGAUUCUGCUACUUGUAGUCUCAGGAUGAGACAGGCAGGCAGUGUUAUUACCUCAGCAACAACAGAUCAAACAUCUUCCAUCAAUCCUGAAGUAACACCAGUGUCCGACCAUCAAAUCCUGGCCCUCCAAAAGUGAGUCACAAAAUAAUCUGAGUUAUUUCAUCCAGCUCUGCUCGGUCAGCCUUAAAUCAGUAAAAUCAGCUGGUGUACUGUUUGUAUAGAAAGCUCCAAAUUCUUUCACAGGACAGAAGUGGACACCUCAGACUUAAAGCCUUUUUGAUUUUAUUGCUUUUUUUUUUUCUAUAGCAGUCAGCAUUUUAUUAGUUUCUGUUGCAGAACAUUUGUCAUCAUUGGAACCUCCUUUAUGUGAUUUACAGCAGAAAAUGUUGAACAUCUUAUUCAUUUUAACACACAGCUUCAUCAUUAACACCGCACUAUCUUUGGGAGGAUGAUGGAUCUCUCAUUUGAAGGGUGGCUCUGGCAGGCUUUUACUCCCCAGAGUCCUGCUCUCCAGAUGUCGGCUCAGAAAUAAAUUUGUGUUUUUGAAAGACAAAGGUGCUAUGACAUCAUGUAAAUCCCUUACCCCGUGUGUGUGUGUGUGUGUGUGUGUGUGUGUGUGUGUGUGUGUGUGUGUGUGUGUGUGUGUUCAUUGGAUCAGCAAAGCGGCAUUUGUGAUUCAGCAGCAGUGGUGGAAAUACAAGCAAGAAGUCCUGAACAUGGGGUGUCCUGUCGUGAGGGAAGGAGGAGAUAUAGGAGGACCCGAGUCAAGACCUGCUUUUAAUAACAGAAGUGUCGUUGACCAAGAGCGUGCAGCAACUGUCAUCCAGGUAAAACUGGGAAUUAGUCUGAUCUCUCUCCUCUCUUUUUUAAGACCAAAAACAGGUAAAUCAGGAGCAACGGUAUCUUCCUCCAAACCUGCCCUCUCUUGCUCUAUUUUUUAUGGAAACCAUGAGAUCACCCAUAGAGAAGAAAUUAACAACUUUUAUGUUUGAAGCAGGCAGCUACCUACAAAAACAUCUGUCCUAACCAUGUAGAGUUUGCAUUAAGAACAUUCAGUUAAAGCAGGAUUGGAUAUUUAGUCUUACACAUGUACAGGAAAAGAUCAGUAAAUUCAAAAGUGAAAUCACAAGCCAGCUCAGUGCUCAGGUUACACCAACCCGAAUGAUCUAGUUUGCAUUGGUAGUCCAUUUUUUAAAUUCUGACCUAUAUUCAUGGUCCAAUAAUUAAAUUAGCUCAUAAAUGGGUUAUCAUGUUGAAUCAUUGGCAGAUAUUUAGUUUACAAGUAAAUUAGACUAAAGUUUCUGAUUUUAAUUCAAGCCCACAGGGAAAAUCUGCUUCAUAAUUUGGUGAGAUGGUUUUCAUAUCCUUAGAAACAAAAAAAAUCCACAUCUCGAUGAAAUCAAACUGUUUUUUUUCCCUGAUUGUUCAUGAAACUGCUUCAAAUGUCCAAAAAAGCUGGUUUCAGAGCUUGGAAUGACGUUACACCCGAGUUGAUGGUGUCGUCAAGUUGGGGUUGGUGAGGAUCAUCCGACUUUUGGAGACGGAAAUCCGUCUUCAGGGGGGCGUUUCAGAUGACUUUCCAACUGGGAACUCUGAAAAUCGAACUUCCAUGUGCAAAUGGAACGCAGCAUUAAAUCCGACUUAUAACACACAAUUCUCUGUAGCUCUUGGCGUCUCUCAAGACGUCUUGGGUCCUCGUAAAACACAAGGGGUCAUUCAUUGUCUCCAGAGUGAUCUAUGCUCUCAAAGAGCCUCAAAAUCGAUCCCGACAGUUAUCAGUUUUGAUUUUGAGCUUUAUUUUGAGACAUACAUUAAAAUUUUUACAUUGAUUUAUCUGGAAUAAACCAACAUUCAGCAAAGAUAGAUACCAAGUAAAAAUAUGACUUUCAGUUUUUAUCAGCCCUGUUCAGUAUGGACAAGACUCUGUCUGGUAAACUGUCAAUGUGCAAUGAAGACCUUAAUGCCGCAGCUUGAACUCUACAGUAUUGUGGGUGAAGGCUGGAGUCCCUUUCACAUAUUGAAUAUCUGCUCAGGUCCACUCUCACAGCUGAACAUCCAUCUUCAGGCCUCAUACGUGCUGUGGAGGCUUAUUGGUCUAAUCCUCAACAUACACUGUAGGUGUAGGCUGCUGUUCUGAAAAACAUGCUACUCACCACUUCUCCCAAAUCUCUUUUCAACACAGAAAGUGUUUGAUGAUCCUCUGGGGCUCUCUUAGGUGGGAGGCGGGGGGCUCCGGUGAAGUGGGACAGUGUGUGUGUGUGUGUGUAUUUGUGUGUGUUGGGGGGAUACAUAGUGAUUAAUCAGAUUCCAAAGAAAUGCGGUAGUAAGAGUUGUAGGAUUCCUUCUAAAAGUGAAGUGUGCCCCCCCGCCCGCCCUCGGCCCAUUGGGAAUUGGGGGAUUUAGAGGCGCACUGGAGCUCCAUUUGUCUUCGAGCAGCCCGGAGUCACACAGAGUUCAGACAGCAGAACACUCAGCAAUUAAAAGAGAGGUUAACAUGUUUUAUCUCCCUAAUGGGAUAACACACAAUAUUUACGUUUGCCCCGUGAUUCAUGCAAGGUUUUCUACCAUUUCUCCUCUGUUUACCUCCAGGCGUUCUGGAGGGGCUGCGCUCUGAGGAAGAGGCUCAUCUGUGCUCUGGCCGCCGUCAGAUACUUCGACACCGGAGAGGACGACACCUUGGAGGAGGUGGACGUGGAUGGAUUUGUCUUUGAUGAGGUAUGCGCACAAGUUCAUGUGUUCCUCACGCUCGCAUUCAUGGUUCAGUAACUCCUCACCCCCGCAAACCCGCACAACGGCCGACAGAUGAAGCUCCAUAGAUACAAACGCACACAGUCCAAACUUGUGCAGACACAGAAUUAUGAACAAACUUGGAGAAGAGUCAAAGCAUGUGCAUUUACAGUAAGAACACUGGUGUGAUGAACCUGCAGGCAUCAAUAUUUGAACAUUUGCUCAAUAGCAAUCACAGAAACAAAGUGCAGCACAUCACACAUACAGUGAUGAAAGAUGAAUUUAUAUUCGCAGGUUAAAUUCUACAUUGAAUUGCUCCUGUACUCAACCCACCUGUUAGUAAAUUAUGAAAGAAGAAGCGUCAGUGAUUCAUGAAAUUAUACUAUAAAAAGCAUCUAUCAAUACAAUAACUCUCUGAGUCUUUCUCUUAAAGCUGCCGUUCACAAAAUAUCUAAAAAAAAAACAAGACUUCUGCUCUCAUGAAUGCCAGAAGAGAAGGUGUUUAUCUUCAAAUUUAACUUACCCUCGAUCAUCUAAACAUCAGCAACAUAAAGUGGUGUUCGAACAGAUGGAGUACAUUUAGAGCCUGCCACACUUAUAAAUUCUGAUCCGUCCUCCCUAGAGUGUCUCAUAACAACAACUUCUGGUCAUUUUUUAUUGUUUGUUUGCAGAUAAAAGUAAGAGAAAGGAUUUUUCUUCUCAUGUGUUCGCUGGCGUUAUUGUGCUUUGUCUCUUCUCAAAGGACACACACAGAAACUAACCUGUUUGAGCAACCAUUCAGGAUAAAACACAGCUCUGCAUGUGUUAUUAAACUAUUAAUUUAACUCCCUCUUGACACUGAAGAACUCCCCACACUUAUAGAUUUCAUACUAUCCACUAUAAGGCUCGGUGUAUACGUCUGUAUAUUAAAAACUGUAUUUUAUUUGCUGCCACACACACGUUUUUCACUUAUUGCUCUUCAAAAGGCAGCACUGGAGGAACAUUGGACACCGCUUUGUGAAGACCCACUCUCCAGAAAAUAUACUGUUUCACAGCAGCAGCAGCAGGUAAAGCAAAUGUCCCACGAUGAUAUCAAAUUCUAUUACACAUGCUUCUACAUUUUAUGGUUAUAACCAGACGCUGUGCGAUAUGAGUAGAAGAGUUAUUUUCUUCCUCUCAUCCUGGUUCUCGCCCCCCUCAGGAUCCUUCUCACUCUCCCUGAUUGAUCUUUAAAUUUAUCCCCUUUAAAAACAAGAUGAUAUCCUGGUGGGCUGGAGGUUGCUCUGCACUAGCAGAUGUCAUUUUUCAUGCAGGCAGACUGUCGUCGUGUGUUUUUUCCUCCAUUUACCUCUCGUUGGAUCUUUUCUUUGGAGCGUUCUCAGCGCUGUACAUCAUGGUAGUCGGUUUGGACCAGCUGAUGAAGCGCAGCUGCUGUUGCAAACAGCCUCAAUGUGUUAAAACGGAGGUACACAUCAGAGGCGGGAAUGUGCAGUUUAGCACUUCUGCAAUGAGAGGAUGAGAUCUUAAGAGUAACAAAGCUGUUAGCUGGACUUGAAUAUGAGCUUUCCUCGAGGGAAUCUUACUACAGCUCAAAGUGUCCGCCUCAAACUUACACAAACAUAAAGUUGAAUCAGAUGUGACUUUAUUGUCUACAACACUGUUUUGUUUUUCCUCUGAGACACACUCUUAAGCAUCAUGACCUUUUGAAAACAUCUGAAACUUAGAUGAACAGGUUUCUGACUUCAUAUUUUUCAACAUGUCUGAAAUAGAAGCUCUUAAAAAUCUUCUUCGGUACAGUGGUCAGUGCUGUAAAUUUUCUCUGACAAAGAUUUAUGUCUGUUUUAUCCCCUCAGCACACAGUCCCUCCACCACUCGCAUGGAGGUCAAAGCAUGCCUGGGUGGAUGAAGACCAGGAGGACUCGGGUGGUCAGAGAGUUUCCCCGGUCAGCUCUGUCAGGUAGGACGACCCACCAAUACAUUUAUUUACAAAAACUGGCUGUAAAAAGACAGCAUGAAGAGUUUUAAUGUGGAAAUCUUGACCCCCAAUGAUUUAGUUUUGUCUUUAUUAAAUUAGGCAUAGAGUUAGUCCAGGAAGGCCAUUAAGUCAGCUGAUUGCCCGGCCAAUCACCUUCUCGCAUCCAGUCAGCAAAUUUCAUAAAAGAGAAUUAGUGCUCUAAAACUGUCUUAGCCUCUGCACACAUGCUCUCUUCGUUAACUGCUUUGCAACAUCCCUCCUCUUUAUAACGUGUCCUGUCUGUCUUUGCUGCUGCUCUCCCUGCCUUGGCUUUACAUGUAUGCACAUGAAACAGAGGAGGGUUAAGAUUUGGUAUUCUAGGUACACACAAGGAAGUGCAGGGAGCCCUCAGAGUGGAAUCUCAUCUCAAUAUAACAAAUAUGUCAUAAGUUAGCUGAAUUAUAUUGCAGACUUGGCCUAAUAUGCAGGAAACUGUAGCCGAGCUUUCGUACCGAUUUCCUCACUAAAGCUGCGCUGACUGGCAUUAAUUGUGGCUGAUUCAGUUAAUAUUGACGUACUCACACUAUACUGAACUUAAUCUUUAAGUACAAUGUCACAGUAAAAGCCAUAGACUGUAUAUAGAAUGAACGCCGUCUGCCACCAUGAGCAGAGCGUCAUCACUCUUGGUGACUCUCCUGCUGAAUGCGUACGAUGCUACAGUGCAAGUGGUGGUUCCAGGAAGUGGAGAAAAUCCCGGAAAUACUGAGAACAAUUCGACCUCAAAUCUGUAUACUGGUGGAAGGCGGGGCCAAGUUGUCCAUUGUAUAUACAGUCUAUGGUAAAAACAGACAAACAGAGGGCUAUUGUAAGGCACACAACAGCAUAUAAAGUGUAUGAGAGUGUUGUGAUCUCUUAUAUCAUGAAAAACCUGUUGAGUUUUUGUCAUAUGAUUUCAGAGGCAAACAUCCCGCCUCAACACCCAGGCCCAGCAGUCUCGCUGAAAGACCAGGAAAGAUUCUUGAUGAAUGGUAAAACUUUAUUGAAAGUUUCUUUUAUCAUCUUAGUGUAUUGUUGCUGUAAUGAGAGAUUCUCGAUCUUUGUUGUCACUAGGGGCUUCACUCAGAGCCGCACAGCUGAAAUGAUGCUAAAGAGGGCUCAGAAGAUGAAGUCAAAGAAGAAACAGCAAAAGAAAAGACUUGGUGAGUAUUUGGUGAAAAUGAGUGACCAGCUCAAGCACAAUAUCAGCAUUACAGAAGACUUAUUUUAUUGCAUUUUGGCAGAAAAAACAUUAGGUUCUCACUGAAAAGUGGCCAUUUUGAUGAAUCAUUUUGAUCCACGUGUUUUCUGAUGUAUAGAGAUUAAAAAGGCAGAUCAUGUUCAGAGACUUUCAUGGUUUCCUUCUUAAACAUUCCCGACAACACAAGAGGAACAGUGUUGACAUAAAUGCAUUUCUACUGAGGUAAAACUCGGCUGUAAUUACUGCUUCUCCUCUUUGUUCCUCGUCCAUACCUCAACAGCAGCAAACCUUUCCACCCCGUGUACUUUAACGAGCCGUAACAGACAGCAGAAGCAGAGCCUGUCCAGUCUUAUUGGACCUUCUUUGAGAUCCAGCGAAGGAAAUAACGAUUGCCAAGAAACCUCUCGACAAGUCAUCCCGUGAUGAUUUUCAUUACCAGUCAUUGUAGUGGUUGAGUGCUGCCGCAGAGGAAGGUGACCUCACCUCUGCUCUGCUCCAAGACACAGUAGUCCUGCCACGGUUAUCAUGCCUCAGUCAUAUAGAGGCAGGCUGCUCUUUGAUCAGAAGUGCACAUGCACGAUUCCAACAGCAGGGCUCUUGUCAUCUUGCUCCACAUGCGAACAGGUCUAUGUCUGCUCUAACUCCUAAUGGCAUCUGCCUCAGAGGAACCAGAGCGCUGGUUUAAUAUUUUCCGAAUGCUAGGAUCUGGUUUUGUAACUCUGGUUUUAGGUCUGGCUUGUCCUCCUUUGACCCGCUUUCUCUAUCUCACUCUCUUAGACCCCCUCUCCUGCCAGUCGAUAUUCGGAACCUGCAGUUACCAGAUAGAUCCAGUAGGGGCACAGAGCAGGCGAGCAAAGCACCAAAGAAAUUAUGUUAAAGGUAAGACUGGUUACACACUUAGCAACCCUGCAGUGUCUUUCUCUAGUUCCCCAAAAUACACUGAUGUUACAACUACGCGUGUCAAAAAGUAGGUUUAUAAAUGCUGUGAAGUGUUGAGAUAAUUGGACUUAAAAGGAGUAAAAUAAAUUAAGUUUAUUAAAUCUGUGAGAGCAGAUGUUUGAAAGCUGGUUUUGGACCAUAUCUCUGUCUUUAAACUUAGAUAAAUGUUGUUAAAACGCCUUCAUUAAGGACUGAUGUUAUCAGGGUGUCUUGGGUGUGAUUUUAAUUUCUUUCCUGCUUUUAUUAAAAUUGCAAAACAGCAGCAAACUGGCUCCACGCAACAGCCAAAACAGCACCUCUGAGUGUGAGCGAAGAGAAAGAGGAAACCAUGUACAGAGUCUUUAGGUUCUCCUGGAUAUUCAGCUGUUUUAAUUAUUACAUGAGAAGACUUCCCUUAGAUUUGUUUUAUACUUAAUAUCAGUUCUAUUUGGACAUUCAUAUACAGUACAUCCUCCUAAAAGUGUUUUUUGGCUGCAUGGUGGCCCUAAAGAUCAAUUGCGUAAACAUUUCAAAAAACACAAUUUUUCAAUUAAAUCCAAAAAAAAAUCAUCAGGGCCAAAACAUUUCACAGACUGCAAAAUAUCUUUUGUGAAAAAAAAUCUAAUUUAAACCUAAAAAACAAAAUGCAAAAACAUUUCUCAGAAAAAAGUACGCACAAAUAAAUCACAACACAGAGAAAUGUGAGACACAAAAAAUAUUAUUGGAGUACGAAAAUAUUUCAUGAAAUUAAAAAAUAUUUUACAAAAUCCUAAAAUAUUUUACAUUUUCUGAAUUUUUCUUGUGAAAUGUCAAAGUUUAAUGAAACAUUUGUGUGUUUUGUUAUAAGAAACAUUUUUCAGUCUUUUUUUUUUAUUGUGAGAUAUUUGUAUGUGAUGUUUCUGUUGCAUUUUUUUCAUGUCCUUAAAAUAUUUUUGCAUUUUACACUUUUUUUUGUAUUUUCUGAAACCUCAAAUUUUUAAAAUAGUAUCUUUCUGCAUUUUGUAAAGUUUUUUUUUAUGUUAUGGAAAUAUUGGAGCAGUUGACCAUCAAACCAGAACCCAGAGAGGACUGAUGAACUCUAUUUAGGGAUUUUAAUGGCAGUCAUUGCUGCUGCAGGGUCUCAGGAAAAGUGAUUGAUGGUUCCCCAAGGCAAAGACUCUCAAUUUUUAAUAUAUCAAAGUGUAAAAUGAGAUAUUUACAGGAGGUUAAAAUAUGCUUCAGAGCACCAACAUUUAAAACUGCUUCACAGGACCCCAACAUAGCAGAACUAUUCACAUAGACAGGAGCAUCGGGAACUUUCUGUCUUCUGUUACAUUUCAUUCCUUGUGAAUUUUUAAACCUUCUUCCAAAGAGUUUAUAUGCUUUAAAGGAGUAAUCUGAAAAGGAGCAAAUGUCUCCCUCCAUCUUCCUUCUGCUGUGGCCUCUUGCUCUGCCCUGAGGUGGAGAGAUGAUUUGACAUUGUGACAUCCACAGACAGACUUAAAAGGGAGGGAAGAGCUGGAGGGAGGGCAGGACGGCGGAUGGGGGAAGUCGGCUUUUAUCAUGAGGAGUCUGUCUCCGUCUUACCUCCCCACCUCCACCCAGCGGGGUCAAGGCCUCACAUGCAGAGAGCAUGACGCUCCUGGUCAUCCAGCAGUCAGAGGGACGCUCUAACAGCUGGCUCCCUCUGGUCCAAGUCCAAUGCUGCCAUCAGCAUAUCUGUUAGUUAACUACGGAGAAAUGCAGUAAAACUCACUUUCUCACCUCCUUCCCAACAUGGAUUGAGAUGAAGGGAAGCAUCGCCCGAUAUUGAUUAUUUCAGUUAAUCCCUCUCUCUGCCUCUCGUUCUGAGGAGCUUUUCUGACAGUAUUCAGAUGGCGAUGGGCAAACCUAUCUGUAGCGAUAAAUGAGUGGAAAGAUCAUUGUGAUUCCAGGCUUUCAUUUUGAAUCGCAGCUGUUUUAUGUCAACUUUUUAUCGCUCUGAUUUCUGUCAGUGAAAUCGUGUCUGUGCACAAUAUUGAGGAGAUAUGUGCUCAGCCAGCUGGCGGUAAGACUAGUUCCAUCCAAGGACCUUUUUACCGAUUACAGCGAUGUUUCCAGAUCUGUUUCUUUCCAGUCUGUUUAUCUGUCCGCCAAGCUUGUCUUGAUAAUUCAUCAAGUGCGAUUGGCGUCAUUGUGCGGUGAAGUGAGCAGCAAUAUCGACCGAUAAAGAGAGACGGGUCAGUAUCUUCAGAUUUCUCCUACAACACUGACGAACCAGUUUACACUGUGACCAAGAGACAGUGGAGAUGAGGACGUUAAUUGUUGUGUCUGCGCUCACUCAUGGUGCCGGGAUCCCGUUCUCUAUCAAUGGUCCCACACCAGCCUCCCCUUUUGCUCCCCUGGUCCUGACCUGUGGAAGGCACCCCCUCCUCCGGAUCCAUCUCCAGUGCCCGAGGCCUAGCCUGCCCAGCCCAGCCCAGCCAGCGCUCCCCGACAGGGGCUAACGUUUCAGGCUUUGAGUCAAGCCCCUUCUGGAGGUGAUUAGCCCCAAACCCAUGACAGAUUCUUUCCAAGAUAUCCGACGCGGCGUGUUUAUUUUAUCCGGGCUCUUUGUGUGGAUGUGCUGGACAUGAGUAACCCACUUGAAAUGGGUAUCGGCUUACAUACCCAGAGAGGGAGAUACAGAGGGAGAGAAUGGAGCAGAGCCACGAGACAUUUUCUUCUAAAGGCACAAAAAAUAUAGCUCUGUACUUUGCUCAUAUUUUUUUUCACAUGGUUUGUAUCGUCGAGUUUCUGGUGUCUGCAGAUGUUGAAGAUGUUUCAUGCCUCCAAGCCUUUCUCCUUUCUCUUCUCUUACUUUCCACCAACUCCUUUCACACACACCCCCACAUCCCCACCUCCCACCCUUUUGGCUUACACACUCUCCCAGCCUUCUUGUUCCAUCCAAACUGGGAUCCAGCCUCACCAAACAUCCGUCCUCAUGUCAGAGGGACACAAGGGUAUAUAUUUUUAUUUCAGCCUGGAACCCCUGCCUCCAGAGCACUUAACUCGAUUUCACACUUCAAGUCAUCUACAAAGUCCGGCUGAAACACAAUCAUCUUGUUUAUCAUCCAUCAUCCAAAAUAACUUAAUGUCAGAGUAUUUACCACCGUUCAUGUGCGUUCAAUUUCUCCCCCCGCAACCCCAGAGCUUCUAUUUAUGUCAGGCAGCAGAGCCUCUCUUCAUGGUGUAUGUUUGAGAUGUGCUGGCACAGUCAAGGAGAAACAUGUAGAUCCAGUGGGCUGUCAGGGUCGCUCACCAAGAAACGCAGAGUUAGGACCUUUACAUUUCAGACGCACUCAGAUGUUUCUGUCAUCCUGCAAAUGUCACAAAAAUAGGGAGUCAAAAACUGUUUCAAAAGCAGCCAAAAUAAGUAAAGAGUAAGCUGGAGCUUUUCAGAGGAUAAGGGGUUGGUCAGAGUUGGUCCAGAGCUUCACAGUGGAGGAAAGGUCAGAAUUCAACAGCAAAUCAAGAUGGAAGUCUCAAAUAUGUCUCUAUAUGAUACAGAAAACGCUUUUUAGUGUCUUUCUGCGACAUUUAGAUGAAGAUGGGUUUUUAAUAUGGGUGUCUAUGUGGCUUCUGAGGCUUUUCGGAGCUAGCCUCUAGUGGACAAUCAAGGAACUGCAGCGUCUAGCACUUUGAGUUUGGCAUAAUUGCUCAAGAUCGGCGGUUACAGCUUGGUUGGAGUGUAUGUAGACUGAUAAAUCAAAAACUUUACCCUGAACCUCAGCCCCCUCUUUACCAUGACAGACAGGCUUUCACUGCUGUUACUGCUGACGCAGCAGCGGUACUCCUGCCAAUCACAUGAUCCACUUUCCCUUCACUUGACAACUCCAGCAUUUAAUGACAAGAACCAUGACUGUGGACUUUAAGGUGCUCACUCUUAUCCCAGCCACUCCACACACUUUUACUGGAGGUCUCAGCCUGAAGAAGCAAACACAACCACAUCAUCUGCAUAAGAGCAGUUUUUAAAUUUUAAGGCCUUCAACUCCUUUUUGGACACUUUUUCACUGGUCCCAAUCCACUGCUGACUGUAUGUAUUUACCUCCUUGCAAAGGUGAAAGUGAAGGAAGCUCUGAGGUUUGAUCUCCAUGUCUGGUUUCUGGAAAACUCUGGUUUCCAGCAGGCCAAGAGCCUUCACUCCCCUCCCUCCUCCUUAAGUCUCUGAUAUAAAGUCAGAGUUCUCUCCUCCUCAGAGAAGACGAGAUUGCUUAAUGUGCUGAAGAGCCUCUCUUAACAGGCGUGACUCCUACAGGCCCCCCUCCUGAUGUCCUGGAGGAGUACUGGAAGGGGAUUUAGGGGGUUUAAAGGGGUCAGGAGGGGGCUUUGUUGAAGGUUUCAGAGGGGAAGAGGGAGAGGAAAGUGUCUCUUAAAGUGCAGCUCAGAUGGAAGCUUUAUCCAUGGUGCUCAUCACGUAUCGAUGUGUCUCCUGUAUUUCUCAUUUAUUUCAGGUCUUUCACGUCCAUGAUAAUCCACACAUUAAAGAUCGUCCUUGUCUUUAUUGGGUUUAUCUGGUUUACCCGUGCCCUGCCUCUCUGUGUAUCCUAGGAAGUGAGAGUAGCCGUUUCCUGGCCUUUGCUGCCCCGAGGGGAGAAUCUAUCACUUGACAUUUUUAGAGGGGCUUUGCAAUUAACCCGUGAAAACUGUAAAGCUGUUUUUCUCCUUUUUACGGCUCAGCAAAAGCAAGUCAAUGGCUUAAAUAAAUGCAUCAUUAGUUCCAGCAGUGGACUGUCAAAAUUCAUUAUCAGUUUACACCCGGCCGCAUUACUGUCAGCACAACAUAAAUGUUUACUUUGAAUUACUGCCCUAUUAUGGGACGUCAGUACAACCCAUAAAUCAGCGGUCUUUCAGAUUUCUUUUGUAACAAACUGUUGCUUUAAUUACAUUCUCAAAAAUACUCAAAUCCCGGUCCAGUUAUGUACAAAAAAAACAAAUAAUUUCCUCUUGUAUUUUUUUUUAGCAACUUCAAAUGUGUUGCAGUAAUGCCCCCGACUCCUCCAACAGAUCCAGAUACUUAAGCCCAAACAUAAACACUGGGAGCCGAUGACUGCUGAGCUCUCCUCGGGCAGGGAACCCCAGCCAGCUUUGAUUACAGUGAAACACAGAGCGUUUUCAGGAGCAGUUUAUUUGUGAGGCUUGUACCUCAGAGAGCAUCUGUUUACACAGCUCCUUUUGUUUGGGUAUCUUGUCACUUUGAAACAUGACACCUCUGAUUAGCUAGCCCUCUUCUUCUCUUCGUUGUCAUCAGGAAGAGAAUUGAGGAGAAUAACUGUCUGUUACGUUUAUUCUGUGUUUUUUUUGUCCCGUGCAGCUGGUGGGGUCGAGCUGGGCCUUCAGGUGGCAGAGAAGACGGAGCGAGCGAAGCAGGAACGAACUCAGCAGUGGCUGCACGCUCAGGCUGUUCACUCCGACAGAGACUCCGAGAGGUGAGGCACGAGGGUGGUGCAUCUUUUGUACUGUGCAGCUUGGAGGGUUGCCUUGCCAGCUUGCAGGAAAAUUAGUUAUGUGUAAAAGUAAACCAUUCACAUAGAGAGGUUUCUAUCUAUGAAGAGUUUUUAUUGUGAUUUCAAAGCAAGAGGCAUAAAUCUUAUGACAACAGAGGUAUAUCUGUUUGCAUGCCGUGUCGAUGUAUCUCUAUCUGAUUUAUUCCUGGACAUCAUUUCUCAAAAGAUGAUCUCUUAACAUGUUACGAGAUCUAUCUGCUUUAAGUAGUAAUUGCUUUCUUAUUAUGACUUGGGAUCUAUUACCCCUUUAAAAACUCUAAGGGCCUAUGCCCACUUUCAGCAUUUUUAGUGUUGCAGCACCCACAUACUGAUUGGUAGAGAGAUUCUCACAUGUGCUUACUGUUGCUGGGUUACGAAAGUUCUCCUGCAGCACUCCUGCUUCCCGUUCUAGUGACCGCUAAGUGCUCUGUGUAAUUUAUGUUAUAUUCGCUUUAAUUCACUGGAAUCUUAGAAAGAGUAGCAGCAGCCCCAGAUGAGAGAAGAAUGUGAGUGUGGUUAGUGUUUGCCUCAAAAAACUUUUCCAUUGUUGUUGAUUUUAGAAGCCAGCACCCUGCUGACUAAAACAUCUGAUCCUAAAGGAUCUGUAGUUUUGAGUUUCGAACAGUAUUGGUGCUGUAUGCUCAUAAGCAUUGCUAGUGCAGAAAUUCUGUUGGCCCUUAAAAAUUACGAGUUGUUGUUUUCAUUUUUGCAUGAUGAGUUUGCAGGGUACUUCAUCAAACGUGUGUCAGUCGUGUUUUGGACCGCCAUUGGCUUAUUUUAUUGUGAUGUCAUGAAAUUAUGAUUUAAGGUCCUUUCACACCAGGACGGACACAAAUAUAUGACGCGAAAUUACAAAAUAUUCAGAGGCGAAUUUUGAUGCACCUGACUAUACACAUCAAGCCUGAUGCGAUUUUGCUACUUUCCGGGGGGAAAAAAGACACGUCUCGGGUGGAAGCGAGAAGACUGACACAGCAGCAGACUGACUGUUUUUCAGUUCUGAUUAGACACUAGUGUUGAGAUGGCUGUCUGUCAUGAUAGCAUGUACUGAGUCAGGGCCAGUACCAGAUAAGAACAUUAAACUAUAAUCCAUAAACGUAAGGUAACAACCAAGACCUAAUGGUGCUGUGACAGCAACGCUGUGAUUGAGUUUGAGACAGUGAAAAUACAUAUGUUAUGUUAAAUCUGAAGAGGUUAGCUUAUGAGCUAAAGUUACUUAGCACAGAUUUUUUAUCAAAGUUAUGAGUUUGCAUGGUACUUCAUCAAACUUGUGUCAGUUGUGAUUUGGACCACCAUUGGCUUAUUUAAUUGUGAUGUCAAGAAAUUAUGCCUUUAAAAAACGCACAAAAUGAGAUUUAAGGUUAAAGUUGAGAAAAGAAAAAUGUCUGUCUUCAUCAUAAACUUAAAAGGAAGCAUUUUAAUCUCCUUUUUUUAUUUAAAAAUAUCUUUAUUUAAUUAAUUAUACCACAAUUUAUUAAAAGUGAACAGGUUUUGAUGCUUGAAUUUCCCAGUAUAGUAUUCUCUUUAAAUGGUUAUUUACGCCUUUUGGACGAUGUGUGCGGUAUACUUUUUUUUUUUUUCAGAGGCUUGACAGCUUUAUGCGUACAGCACAUUCCAUACACUGAGACAAUUCAACAUGCCGUAGAGCAAUAAAACAUAAUAAAAGACGCAGAUUUAUAACAUAGAGCGAGGUAGAGCCUUUACAGAAUGCCAAAGAUAAAGAGCUGGUUAUGGUGAGCCUCUCUUUCAUCUACCUCACUAAGAGACAUUAGGAUUAUCAUUUGAGGCAUCUUAGUUUGCGUUAUGAUACGUCAGAGAUCAUUGCAGAAAUAAACGGUUGAAUUGAUAGAAAUAUGCAGAGCGCUAACAGCCCAAAUGCUUCUGCCUUUUUUUCUGUUUUCUUGUCCUCAGUCUUCAUUUCUUACCGGAGAUCAGCGCAGACAUCCUGAACGGAGGCAGAGUGCAGCUUGUGGUGAGUCCACUCCCCCCACAGUCCACCCACUUCAUAAAAUGACAGUGAAUCCUGAUUUGAAUCUUUUCUGGUAGAGGGGGGGAGGCUGUCACAUGUAUGUGGAGGUAUGCAGUAUUUACAUUCAGCAGUCAGAGUCACAUCCUGGUCUUUUUGUUCCCUCCCCUGGAGCCUGUCUCAUCAGCUUCCAUUUAAAGCAGUCAAAGGGGGGGAGGAAUGGGUGAGGCUCAGCUCUGCGGUGACACUUUCAAUUGGAUCAACUGGCUGCAAUUUCUCCAUUUUACUUGCAGAAAUCCCAGUGUCACUUUGGAGCAGUUUGCCUGCGCUCCAGAACGAUGCUGAUGCUGGUGAGGUCUUUGAAGUGGGAAACUGCAGGUCUCCCUGCGCAGUUAUAGAGCAGUUUGAGUUAUAAUCAGCCGCACGACAAGCCCUCCCUCCCCCCGUUUCUUCGAUAUGUUCAGACUGCGGAGCCUCUGUCUCUGCAGUGUUUUUCAAAACCUUGAACUGCUUGCGUGAGACGUGUCAUGUUAACCCUCCUUUAUGUGUGUCUCUUUGUGGUGCGUGCAGGCGGAUCCUGGAUACACAGAGCAUCAACAUCACGCCAGCGGAUUGUGGGCCAACAGUAGUUCAGCUGCUCGGCCCUGCAAGGAGGACAGUUAUCCUCGCAGCAACUCACUGGGUCACGCAAGUGAGUCUUGUGAACUUCAUCGUCUUAAAUCUGAAAUCGCACAAUCACAUGGUGUCAGAGCCGACCUUUGAACACAAAAUAAAUACUACACAACUCUCCCCGAUAGUACCUUAUUGGUGUCACUAACUUAAAGUUGAGUUUUUCUGGUGUAAUGGCAAUUCAACAAUAAUGUAGAGAAUUUGAGGAUUUCAUCAACUAUAAAUCUCAAUUUCAACCAAAGACUCAGAGGAUGUGGAGAAAUGACUGAUGAUCAUGAUCUUUAGGCCCUUGAGCAACAUUGUAGUAAAAUCAGACAUGACUCUGUAGUGGAAUUCACAGCAUGGGCUGAAUAUCAAACCAUUACUUGUAAUCACAGUUAGUUGCUGCAUUCACACAAGCAGGUAAAAACUAGUCCCUUAAAAAUAUCUUCAUCUGAGGAAUAAAGAUUUGACAGACUUUUUGGAAAUCAUGGAUUCAGCACUUUAAAAAGGAGAGGAAUUGAUCAGUACACGGGGUUUUAAAUGUUUAGCAUGUUAUCAAAAUUAAAGCAGAAUAGUAUUAAUCAACCAAUUUAUCACUGAAUUCAUACUCAGAACUCGACAGUGUGACCAUUUCACUCACAUUUACAACUAAAUAUAGAUGUGUGCGAAUUGUAAAAUGUAUUUAGGGACACGUGUGCAUUUAAAAAAAAUCCGCUGGGAAAUCAAAUGUUUUUUCGUGUAAAUACCGCAGUUUUAGGUUAGUUUUAGGUUGGAUAUUCGACGGACAUUUAUUGUGGAUCCGUUGGUGUCUUCUCACUCCCCAUAACUGGGAAUAGAAACAGCAGCGUGGUUAAAUCUACUCAGCACCCUCGCUGUCAAUGUCAGGGUCUUGAAUAAGGGACCGUCAAUAAAUUACUGGUUGAUGUUCUCAAAAAUGGCUGGUUUCCUUCAAUAGCUUCCAUGUCACGUUACCAAUUGACCUAAAAUUGAUUUCAAAUAGUAAUACUUAUGUCGACCAAUAAGACACGUUAUUUGAUCAGUUUUCAUUGUGCCCCUAAAGUUCUUUGUGUGUUCCUAACUUUUCCAACUUAGAAGCACAUGUGCUCCUCGUGAAAAAAGUUAGUGACAGCCCUGAUACUGCAUAUCUUCAUAGGUGAACCUCAUGUGUACUCAUACCUGUGCACUCAGCUUAUGUCUAUACAGAUGAUUCGAUAUUUGCACACUUGCACCUAUAAGUGUGGGGCCACACAGACCCUGAGGUUGUAGAUCCAGGGGUAAAUACUGCUGCUUAUUCAGCCCAGACUGAGGCCACCGGUUGACUGAUUCAGGAGGGGAGGGGGGCAAAAAGGUCGGUCCGGGGACAGAGUGCCGUGAAUUUCUCCUCUGACAGGAAACCAGCAGAAAGAAAAAGAAAACCUCUCAGUCCUUUCAGAGAAGAAUAAGUGGCCCUUCUGUCAGGAGACGUGGGGCUCAGGGGUCUGAGUGACAAAGAUGCUACUGACGGUCUGAAGGCAGAUGACCACAUUAAACAAGCCCAGGAAUCCGAGUGAAGGAGAGCCCUGUCCACGUUAACGAAGCCUAAUUCGAUUCUGAUGAUGAUUUCAAAAUGAUAUCCACGAGGUGCAGCAGCAGCAGCAGGAGUGAGCGAGUGUUGUCCUGUUGUUCUCCUCCUGAGUACUGCUCCUAAAAAGAAGGCCUCUUUGUCUGCAUAAAACACCACUUUAUUGAAAUUAUACAAGGCAAAUUGAAAUAUGAAUGUAUGUGUGAGGAAAUAACAUUCAUCAAAAGACCAAUUAGAUAUUUCAUAAGCUUUGAAAAAGCGUCUUUAUGAUAGUCUUUGUGCUGCAUCACGAAAACAAACAGAAUAUCGGAGGAAAAAAGGGAGUGCACUUUGCUCAGAGGUCGAAUCUAUAAUGUUUUAGCUAUAUUUAUUUAAUUUAUUUGCUUAUUUACAUAACAAAAUACCUCUAUUUUUUAUUUCUUCAAACGUAUUGAAAGAGUGUAAAGGUUGUAUGUGUCCAGAUGCAAAAAUACAGAGUAAGACCAAGACUCUUGACAUAGCACAGUGUACUUUCUCAUUCAUAUUUUACUUUUUCCAGGAAUCUGAGAGUUCGUAAAACCAUUUUUGACUCGUGUAAUUGCAAUAUGAAAGCGUCAAAAACAAGAAUAAAAAAUACAGGAAGAAAAUAGAGUGAAAGCAGUCUCUGUGAUGAAAGUCUUUUUAUUGUCACUUCACUGAAGUAGGUAGAAGAGUGAGAAUAAAAAGAAACCGUACCCAUGAAAAAAAGGAGAAUAUUUUAUCCCUCUGAAGUGGCACACAUACAUCAAAGUGAAGGUUUAAAGUGGGAAGGUUCACUUAGCUUGCCAUAGCAGUAAAGACUACAUAAAUAGUCUAUAACCUACUCUAUAACCUGUUGCAAUGCGAUACACACCACAUGCUGGGAUGGUGCCAUAAAACGCGGCGAAUAUUUUCUCUACAUGUGCAGAGGAAACCACUUAAGUUGCAUAUCUGCUCCUUCAAUUUUGUUCGCUGUUCAGCUCUAAUAGAAGCAAAACGAGGGCAAACAAUUAGUUUGGUCACAGCGGUUGGGUCAAAUGUGCUGCCAUUUGUUUAUCUCUCUGUUUUUUAUGGUGCAAAAUUGGCAACAUGUGCACCGGGUUCUGUUUUCCAUUUCGGACAGAUAAUUGGACAAAAGUCUUUAAUAAACUAAACUGAACCAACAAACCUGGCCUAACAUUUCUGAAAAUAAACACAAGACAGUGGUGGUUUUAUCUGGAAACGACAUCGCAGCCAGAAGGAGAGAAAAAGCACAGAGAUACCCUCAAACAUGAGCUAAAUCAAAAACUACAAAGGUGUGAUUAGGUAUGACGUGUGAGUCCUCAGAUAUUCUAUCCAGUGUGCAAGCUGUGCAGAUAUUCAGAGCCGGGUCAGUACCUGCAGUACCUCCCAGGCCCCCCGCCUCCUCCAGAGCCCUCCCCGCUGUUAUGCUUCUUGUGUGGGGCGGCCGUGGAGACUGCAGGCCCUCGCUCUACACGUGGAAUGCAUCAUGCCUGAGAGGAGCUCUGCCUUUGUUCUGUGUGUUUGAAAAGCUUUGUACUGAUCCCCAGGUGAAAAGGACAGGCCUCUGAUAGAGCGCAAAGAAUACCUGCUCACACUCCAGUGUUCACGGAGAGGUUUAACUCACUGUGCUGUAGGAGUGGGAGAAAAAAUCGAUUCACAUAAGUAUCGCGAUUUUUUGUUUUACGAAUAUUAAACCGAUUUUUAUGUUAAAAAAUCGUUUUUAUUUUAAUUUAAGAAUAAAUCUUAAAAACUGGCUUACAUGUGAUGAGUAUUCUUUGGGGAAAUACGGUUCCUGGGAUAUUCAGUAGAUAAUCAUAAUCAUUCAACUAUUUCACUGGUGUUAAAAAUGCAGACUAAAAAUUGAGAAAAUUGACAAUAUCAUAGAAUCGCAAUUUAAAACAAAUCGGCAUCCAAAAAUUGUAGAGGAAUCGAAUCGGGAGAAAAGCAUAUCGUCCUAGCCCUACUAUGCUGUUUGUUGUCAGUCUCCAGAGGCUUGUUGCUUCGUAGAACAAAAGAUUUCAAAAGUUUCAACAGGUAUGAAAUGCAAUGCCAGUCUUCUUUUUAAAGAUUUGAAAUAAUGGUAAUUUAGCUGCAGAUGGAUGCAGAGGAAGGAAAACACUGAAAAAUAAAUACGGCGAGUGCUCCAGAAGAACACCCACCAGUACCUACCUAAUCACGCUGCAAUUCUCAAAGGUUUGCAGCCACUCAGAGACAGCCAGUGUAUUAAAGUUCAAAGUUAUCCUCACUGUCUUGAUUUUUGCGUGGAACAACUCUGCAGCAAAAAAGCCAAGAAAGCAAAACAGUCAGAGGAGUGGGAGUGGUUUUGCAUAGAUGCCCAUCACUCCUGUCGUUACAUCAUCACAGGGACCAUCUGACACUACUGUCUAGGUGCUAAGUUUUUUCUUUACUACAGAAACUUUAAAUCGUCUUUUCCACUUUCUCAAUCUUGCGCAGGGCUUUUAAAGUCCAAGCAAAAUUAGCCUUUUUUAUUGGUUUAUUUUCAUAUUUACCAUUUGACAGAUUUUAUUGAUAAGCAUCAAAUAAGUUAACCCAUUAUGAAAUCAAACUGAACAGUUAACACUUUGAGAAACAACAGUGUGAAUUUAGGGAAUCAGGAAAUAUGACUUAUUGUAUUUAUGACGAAACCAAACUUGAAUUAUUCAUGUUAUAUCCUGUGAUCUGUAUAUAUGGUCAAAAGUUGAAAAUGUAUAAUUCCUUGAACACAAAUCCACAUUUUGAUCGAUUUCUUACGUAAAAUUCCUCAAUUUUUCAGUUUUUUGGGGGAGUUUUUUUUUUUUUAACAUUAACGCCUGCAGCAUUAACCAUUUAUAUUUGAAGGGAUUUAUGAUCUCUUCUUAUUUUUAUCAUACGAUACUGAUUAGUGGUAACUCAUGUGAUCAAGGUAUGCAGAAAUCAGCAAAGAUGUUUUGUUAUUAAUUGGAAUCAUAAUAGAGAGAUUUGGUUGUGAGGUAUUGACACAGUUUUCUUCUGUGUCUCCAGGAAAAGAGGUCACAUCUCCGAAGCAAGUGUCCUCUGCCCCGUCAAAAAAGGAGCGCAUCUCCUUCAGAGACAACCCUGUCCAGAUGAGCGGCGGCUGGGGAGGAGGGAAGAAGAGGGACCGAGUGCACAAGUAAAACACAAACUCUUCCAUGACUUUUAUGUCGAUCUCCUCCAACUACGUCAGACACAUCUUACAUUUUCACAGUCUAUAAACUUUCUCUGUGAAGACGUCUUUCUUUUGUUUAUAAUAUGAUUUAAACGGCCCUGCAGCUGUUCAUUUAAACUCGACAUAUUACUCGAGAAUCCUCCUCUGCAAAUAAAUGAAGCCCUAUAGGACCUGCAGCAGCCCAAAUAUCUUCAGGCACUUCCAAAGCUCAAGUGUCACUGCCUGGAUGUGAUGGCUGCCGACCAGCACCAAAACACAUGGAGCAAAAUCGUAAACUUACAGCUAAAGGCGCGCGCUUAAUGUGCAAAUAACGGCAGGAAAUACAAACCAGGACCUUCAGUAUCUGUGGAUUCAUGCCUCUUAUAAUGCUGACUCGCUGCCUCUGCACUGUUUUACCCCGUUAACAAAAUAAAUACACUAAAUAGAGUUUGUGGGCGUGUGAAGAGACUGGGUUUUACAGCUUCUCUUGCCCUGUCUUAACCGUCAAGUUUAAUAGAGCCCAGAGGUUCAUGAGCAAUUUCAGACCAUUCUGCGUCUAUAUUUAGCUUCAGCUCCUGCCUGAAAUGACUGCGUCUAUGAGCCGAGUGCAAACAUUGGUGUUAGAAUUAGACUGAUGUUUUCUUUAUUUCGAUCCUGGAUUACAAUGGCCUUGUCUGUCUAUUUGAAUUUGGAGAGCUAAGCCGUCCGUUCACAAAUACGGCCCUACCAGAGGCGGUGAACCUCAGGCUUGGUGGUUCCUCGCUGCUGCGCCGCCUGGAAACGAUAACUUAAUGAAUGUCAAAACAAAUAAGGAGAGCUGCAGAGUGGCGGCCUGGCAGGAAAUGCACGUCGCUCGUCUAUUUAUUUUCCUUCUAUCUUUCACUUAACGCAUGUCUGGAGGGUGUGUUUUGACUGUACGCGAGCUGGUGGGGGAUUUUUGUCUUUUUGAGAGUGGCGUAUGCCAGAGAUGUGGAGGUCUUGUUGUGAAACCAGAGAGUACUGUCCUCCUGUGGGGUGAGACUCACUCUGCAGGCUCUCUGGGGGACAUCAGGAGGGCGUCUCUCUGUCCUUACACAGCUGUGUUAAGGGGGAACAUCAGUUUUUUUAAUCAAAGAUACAACACAACAACAGGUUUGAAUCUUACACCAUGUAUCUGUUUGCUUCAAGCGUCACACUCUCUAUUUGCUCAGUUAUAAAAACCAUUGUGCACCAGCCUUUAUCAGGUUUGUUUACUUUCAGGCUGUGGGUAAAUUAAAUGUAACCUUAGACAUCCCAAAACCUCUGGCCUGGUGACACGAGUGCUCCGCUGCACAUUCAGAUAAGAUGAAGAAUGUCCCCGUCAGCCCGCACGCCCUGCCAGCCUGACCUCAAGUCAGCAAAUGCCGUCACAUGGAGUCUGGCAGACAAGUUUCUGUGUCUGACUCUGUCCAUAUCCUUCUGUAAAUGCAUCCCAGAACAACACUGUGCCUGCAACUCGAGCUAUAAAUUAUAUAUAAUGUACAUUUUUGCUGACGAUGUGAUAGACAGUGUUAGGUAGCUUCUGCAAAACAGCUCCAUGCAGCCGAUGAUUUCUGUGUCUUUUCUUUAUCUAUGCAGACGAUCGUGCUCAAACUGUGAUUUAAUCACACUAAAAAUUUGGUCUAUUUUUUUUAUUUUUUUUAUAGUAAUGCACUUUAUGUCAAACAAGGAAGUUAAACAGCAUCUACCCAAACUAAAAGGCUGUUUUAUAUUUCCAGCCAGUUGCUGCCUUCAGAGAGACUACGAUAUCUAAAAUAGAAUAAUGUGUUUUCCUGAAAGAUAAGCUAAGAUUGAAGAGUUUGGAAAAUGGACCAUGUAAACAAUCAUGUUUUGAGGCUCUUUACAGAAAAGACAGCCGCUGUUUAUGAAGAAGCUUUAUCAUUGAUUUGCACUAAACGCACAAAAGUCAACCACAAAUAAACAAAACAAAAACAAAUACAAAAUGAUUAUAGCACUUUUCUGCGAAGCACUGAGAACCUUGCUGGUUGCACAUUAACAAGAUGUCCAGAUAUCCAUCAGAACAUGGCUUAAAACGGGGAGUGGGGGGGCUCCUGUGAUUAAAGCUACUAUAAGGAGUUUUUUUUAUAUGGGUAUAUGUAUCUUUAAAGCUACUAUAUGAAGUUUUUCAAUUUUCUUGCAAACAAGUGAAAUUAAUAAAUCCACUCCUUUAUGACCCACAGAAGCAAAUGAGAUCCUAAUCAAUGAUUUUGAAAUUUUACAUGGGGGGUAGGUGUGAAUCGCUCACUGCUGAAAAAGUCUCUGUGUGUGUUUUUCACUGAAAGAAUUCUUGAUUUUGGGGGCACCAACUAACAAAAUUUUAGGGGUGCCUUUAGGGGAUUUGAGGGUCAAAACAUUCGUUUCCAAUAUCACACUAGUGUCUUUAAAAAUCUUUAUCUUCGCCUCUUUCUGAAACGUUUCAUUUCAGUUCAUGUCUUGCACUGUCCUAACACUCUAGAAGCCUCUUCCACUGUUUUUAUACUGCAAUGUUGUCAUUAUGAGUUGAUUGUUAAUUUUCUGAUUAAAAACAUCGUAUUUUAGACCCCGAAGGUUUGGAAAUAGACUUAAUAAAUCCUCUGCAACAAGCGAGCAGGAUGUUUCUGUUUGAGGAAAUCUGGUGCCCCUCUCGUGAAAUUGUCAUGUGACUUUUUAAACAAAAACUUCUCACAAAUACUCUAAUAAAUGUUACCCUACAGUGUGAAACUUUGCCCACGUUCAGUGCUGACAUCCAACAUUUUUACUCAUUUGUUUUUAAAAAAUGAGAAAACAUUUAACUACUAAGAAUAUCAUUCAACAUAAUGAUAAAAUUAUUCCUCAUAUGAGCAGUAGUAAAAGCUUAAAAAUUACGCUUCAUUGUUUAAACCAACUGAACAAAAUCCUCGCAGUUUGUCUGAUAAUCGAGUGUUUCUGUGUUUUUUUUCAACAAUAAGAAAACUGAACAAAUAAGUGCAUAUAUACUUCUGCAUGAAUCAUCAUGCAUGAAUCGUUUUGCUUUGUGUGAUAAUGUGCCUUGUUAUUAUUAAAUCUAACCGUAUUAAUUCACUAUAUAUAUUUUUUUUGUAACUGAUGAUUGGAGAUAGGAUUGAUGUCGGCUUAGAUUUAAGCAAGAGAACUUCCUGGUGUGUCCAGAUUGUGUUGAAAAGAUUUCCUCUGUCUAAAAAAGUUUAUACUUGAGGCACGUAAAGCAUUUUUAUCAGUACUCAAUGCAUGUGUGCAACAAAAGAGUUUUAAUUGUGUUUUAAGUUGAAUAUUAAAAAAAUUACUGGAGCUCUAAUGAUGCAGUGUCGAGCUGAUUUUUUCAAUCCACAAUCAGUUUUGCAUUCGAAAAUAAAAAAACUGAGAAGAGUGUUUUAUUUUGGUGAUUUUCACCUGUGACUGUGUGUCUGCUCACCUCCUCUCUGUCUUAUUUCUCUGAUGGUAUAAAGCGUUCACCGAGUCUUCCUUUACGUCGUUAAAAUUGUUAUAUUGUGUAUCGCGGCAUCUGGAUUCAUUCGGAGCUCGCUAGCGGCUCAGUUCUGCUUUCACUCAUAGGUGACUUGUUUAACAUAUCUCCAUGAACCCAGAUGACUUUGUCAAGUGACAGAGAGCUGAGGUCUGUCAGCGCUCAGGAAUGCCUGACUCCCUGAAAAAAAAGGAAAAAACAAAAAGACAAACAAACAAAAUCAAAACAAACUCUUAAAGCACGAAUGCACUGCUUUCACUUUUUGAUACGCAGCUUUACGAGCCAAACGUUCUGCAGGCUCAGAUGACAUUCAUAAGCUCCAUAAAAAUUUGGGCUUUGGGGAAAAUAAACUCUGGUCGUCUUCGUGUUUAGUGGCUCGCCAGAGUUUGAAGACGUCG